AUGGCCGAGGGCCACCCGCUGGCGCCGUCCAACACCACCGACUUCCUCAUGGAUGACCAUGACGACCAGCACGACGUCGACCUGCUGUUCGACCGGUACGGCCAGCCGACGCCACGUGAGUCGCCGCUGGCCCCCGGCGGCUGGGGAUCGGAGCCAGGUGCCGCCCAAGCCGGCUGGCCUCCGCUCGAGCCGAGCGUAGCGCGCCUCGUAGCCGAGCACAUCCAGAUGGAGAGCCAAAUCGAGGUGCUGGAGGCGCGCAUCGCGCUCGUGCGUCAGCGCCGCCACUCGUCCGACGACGCCUCUGACGAGGAGAUGCAACAGGGCGAGGUGCGCAUGGCGCCCGAGACGGCCACCAAGAUUCGCGUGCUGGAAGCCGAGAUCCGCCGGCUGGAGGAGGAGAACGAGAUCUAUGUCCAGGAAACCUACGCUCCCCAGGACUACGCCCAGGAGACCUACGUCCACUUGACCUACGCUCAUGAGGCCUACAUCCAGGUGACCUACGCUCACUGGAUCUACGGCCAGGAGACCUACGUUCACGAAAUCUGUGCUCACAAGACCUAG
Messenger RNA from Pollicipes pollicipes, 561 nucleotides. RefSeq names its product protein HEXIM2. The record is from RefSeq and is a predicted model, not a curated record. Gene Ontology annotation, cellular component: nucleus; cytoplasm; nucleoplasm. Gene Ontology annotation, biological process: negative regulation of transcription by RNA polymerase II; negative regulation of cyclin-dependent protein serine/threonine kinase activity. NCBI's taxonomy places the organism in Eukaryota, Metazoa, Arthropoda, Thecostraca, Pollicipedomorpha, Pollicipedidae. The coding region runs from base 1 to 561 and encodes 186 amino acids. Gene Ontology annotation, molecular function: 7SK snRNA binding; cyclin-dependent protein serine/threonine kinase inhibitor activity. The transcript is spliced from 2 exons.